Molecule: messenger RNA, 2246 nt
Organism: Alosa sapidissima (American shad)
Lineage: Eukaryota; Metazoa; Chordata; Actinopteri; Clupeiformes; Clupeidae
Exons: 7
Coding region: 56-1429 (457 amino acids)
Molecular function (GO): protein binding
Source: RefSeq, a predicted model, not a curated record
GGUGUAGGCACACAUUCACUGGAAGCCAAUCUGCUUCAGUGGUCCUGGCAUUGCCAUGCUGACAAGGUUUGUCCAGAUUGGGAUUCUCUGGCUGAAUCUGUCCUGGGCUUUAUGCAACAUAGAUCUGACUUUGGGUAAAUGUGACACUCAGUUGAGUGUGCUGGAUUUCUUUGUGCUUUUGCAGUGGAAUUGCACUGGACUCAUGCCAAAUACCACCUUCAGAGUUGAAAUCAAGAUGCAAAAUGAGUAUCCCAGUGAGUCCUGGAGAACUGUGGCCCAGUGUGAUAAGAUCUCAUCUUUGAGCUGCGACUUGUCUCGGGAGAUCACUGAGAUCACCCUCCACCACGUCCGGCUGGGAGUGGAGGAAUGGCACGGGCACGUCCACUGGAUGUGCAAUCUUUCAUAUGACCCGACCAACUGGCCAGAUUUGGGAGCAUUCAGUGCCCCCUCUCUGUCUUUGCGGGUCGAGGACCGUGGCAGAGAUGUCUGGACACCGCAUAUUGUAGUGGAGGUCAAGUUUCCCUGUGCCCCUGAGGUCCUGUGUCAGGUCGAUUCCGAAGGAUGCUGCUCCGUGUUGUUUAUACUGUCUGAUAUUAGCGCUGUCACGGUGACCCUGUUCAACAGACAGCGGCCGACGGAGAGGGAGACCCGCACCGGAUCCGUGAGCUAUGAGGACGAGGACAAGGAGUUCAGUGUAGAAUUUGGAGGCCUGGUUCCAGGUCAGGAGUAUUGUGUUGUGGCCACCUUCAGAUCCUCUGCCACCUCUCAGCCGGUCUGCCAACAGCUGAACACACUUCCUGUAGACCUGAGGCCCAUAUUGCUGGGUACAGCAUUGAGCGUUUGUUUCUUCAUACCCCUUGUGGUUGCAUACCUGAAGAGACGAAAAACACACACAUCAGAGUACCGCCUCCCACGAUCACUGGCAGGUCUCCUUGAGCCCGCGUCCGGCCUUCCCGUCCCUGUUGUGGCUGCUGGCGUGCUGUCUGCCAAGGACAGCCCCUCCAUCAUCUCCCUCUGCAGCUGUGACUUCCAGCCCACCGCCACCCAGCUCCCAGCACCCAGCCCAGGCCAGCACCAGUACUACUCCAGCGCCUUCCCCAAGCACCCUCCCUGGGACGCACGUGGCUCUGGAAGUGGGGGGUCUGUGCCUGAAGGCCUGGAGGUCCCUCAGACCCCCCUGUUUCGAAAGGGCAGCUGGGACUCCGAGGUGCAGACAGACAGGGGACCCCAACAUGGGGAAGGGUUCACGUCUCUCCUAGAUGGUGUAGGGAUCCCGCUUAGCUCUCUGAGACUGGGGAUGGGUGAGGAGGGGGACUGGGUUUACCUCCACGAAGGAUUAAUGGUACAGUCUGGAUGUGAGAUUUCCACUAGGAAGGACGAAGUUGAUAUGUACCACGGAGAAAUGGAGGGGGUGGGGGACAUUUCCUAGGUGAACCUAAUCUACUCUAGAUGUGAUCGAAGCUGAUGUGUAGGGACUAGCUGGAUGAAUGUCUCCCUUUGUUGUGAUUAUUCAACAGCAAAAUGCUCCUCAGUGGAAAAAUACAAAUGUGCAAAUCACAAGCAGAAAUUUUCUGGGAAAUGACGCGGAUCCCAACUCCAAGCUAAAUUAAAUAAUGGGGAGUACGGGCAACUUGAAGACAUUAAUCAACAAGUCGGAAGCCACCCCUGCAGAAGAAAGCGUUAAUGCUUGAUUUGCUUUCAGCUGGAGAUGAACAACACCUAUCGUGAGGAGCAGAAGCGUUCACUGGGGUGGAAAUCCAAACCACAGAGCUAGCUGUGGCCGGGCUCGCUGAUGUGAGUGUGUGAGGGGAGAAAAUGUUUGUGUGAGCAUGUGCUCAACUUGCAGUGUUUUUUUUGUGUGUGGGAGAAAAAGUAAUGGUUGGCAUUGUAUAGUGAUGAGCUGACCUUUAAAAAGUGCCAUAUUGGUCACUAUUGAUUCAUAUCCACUAAUGACUAGCCAUUUAAAAAACAAAAGGUGGAAAAACCUUAAAUGUCAGGUUUCUUGUUGACAGCUUUCAUAGCAACGGAAUAGGGUUACACACGGCUCCAAAAACUUAACCACAUGCCCAAACAGAACAGAAGUGAGAGAGCCAGGGUGUCAUUGCACUCUAGCCACAAUGCAAAGGCCAUGAAACCAUGGUGACAAGUCCUCUUCAAAUGAAUUCUAUACAGCGUGUGGCUAACCACCUAAGGCCCAUCAAGGUGUUUUUUUCUCAUCCUGUCAAGAUUGUUUUGACACAUUUUUA